ACAGACCCAAAACACGGUAAACUCUUUGCACUUUCCUAUGUUUGAUUGAGUUAGAGUUCAGUGUUUGUCUGGACAGCCUUUCGACCGCACGCAAGAGCUGCCUUCAGAGUUCAAUUGAUCAUUUACUUUUGGGUGGUAGAGUGAAGUCUGGAACGCCAUGGAGGGAAAAAUUUGUUUGUUCCUUCUUGUGACGAUCAUUGGUUUGUCUCAACAGAUAUCAACACCUGAAUCACCCGACUAUGUGGGGGGUGUUGUUGAAUUCACCCCGGAAAAUUUUCAACAGUCCUCAGAGCAGAGGAUUGAGCGCAAUAUGGAGGCUUAUAUGCAGAUCAUAGCAUCUGAGGAAGCUCAAGAUGUCGAUAUUAUGGUCUUCCCCGAGUCUACGCUCAAUAUGCUUAAUUACCCUACAUUAGUGCCUCAUCCUGAUGAUGAAGUGUCUCCAUGUGAAAAUGAGAAUUAUGAGUUCUUCCUCAGAAACAUCUCUUGCGCUGCAAGAACUCACCGAAAAUACGUCGUGAUCAACUUAACGGAAAAACAUCCUUGUACACAGGAGGAACAGGAUGCCCUAAACGAUACACGACCCUGUGCCGAAAACGGAUUGAGUCUCUACAACACAAAUGUCGUUAUGGACAGGACCGGUGUCGUUGUAUCUCGCUACCGGAAGUUCCACCUCUUUGGUGAAGCUGGCAAAAAUACAACCCUUCUACCCGAUAUCAGUACCUUCACGACAGAUUUUAACGUGACUUUUGGUCACUUUAUCUGCUUUGAUGUUCUCUUUGAGGAGCCCGCAAUGGAACUAAUCCGCGCUGGUGUCAAGGAUUACGUUUAUCCUACCAUGUGGUUUUCAGAAUUACCCUUUCUAACUGCUGUCCAAGUCCAAUACAUGUGGGCAUGGAAGCACAAUGUAAAUUUCUUGGGUUCUGGAGCCAACAAUCCCGAUGUUGGAUCAACGGGUUCGGGUAUCUAUGCUGGACGCAGAGGACCCCUUACCUACGUCAUGAGCAGUACUCCCAUGAGGCGUCUUCUAGUGGCUCGAGUGCCCAAAUCCCAUCUUGUCGGUGAUCCCUAUACCCAUGAUCCAGUUGCUGAGAAAUUCACCGAACAAGAGAUGCUUGAUUUGAAACUCAAACGAGAUCAUCUAGAUAUCUACACCACAAAAUUAGUUGAUGUCACUCAGGAAAGUGGAUCUGAGACCCUCUGUUUCGACACACUCUGCUGUAACUUUGACUUUGAGAUCAGUUUCAACGAAUCCCAGGUUACAGAAGAUUCCGAUUACUACAGAUACCAUUUGGGGGUAUUUGAUGGAGUUCGCACUUAUGAUGACGUAGCCACUGGAGGUGUUCUAUCUUGUGGCAUUUUCGCUUGUCCCACUGAUGACUUGGAAAGCUGUGCCCAAAGAUUUGAAGCUUCUGAUAAUAUUGUGCCUGCUAUCACAUUCAACCGAAUCAAAAUUAGCGGCACUUUCCCAUCGAAAUCCUACGUUCUAACACUUCCUAAUGUCCUCAAUAACUUCAUCCUCCCCAUUAACCUGAACGAAUUCAACUAUCACGAGGGUGAAGAGAAAACGGAAAAUGGCGAUACGGUAAAGGAUAUCACACUAGAACUAACCCAGCCGCGUAAUGAUAUCCGCGCUUUUGCCAUUUAUGGAAGAAAUUUCCAGAGAGACGGUGACGAUGUUACCACAGCUGCAGCCAAUUCAUUUGCAUCUUUGGCAUUCGUAACCAUCCUAUCUACUCUACUUCUAAUUGUCUUUGAGAGAAACAUUUAAUUUAUCUAUGAGAUAAACGCAGAAGAGACAACGUAAAUAUUUAUAUAUAUUAAAGUGUAUUAUUGUGGAAAAAAUAUAUAAAGGUCUCUCUGAAAAA
This is a messenger RNA of Phlebotomus papatasi, 1865 nucleotides long. Its product is annotated as vanin-like protein 1. Bases 158 to 1768 code for a protein of 536 amino acids. The record is from RefSeq and is a predicted model, not a curated record. The transcript is spliced from 4 exons. Gene Ontology annotation, molecular function: hydrolase activity, acting on carbon-nitrogen (but not peptide) bonds, in linear amides. Lineage: Eukaryota; Metazoa; Arthropoda; Insecta; Diptera; Psychodidae.